AUGGUUCUCACUGUCCACCACCUAGUCGCGUCGCGCUCGCAGCGCAUUCUGUGGCUUCUUGAAGAGCUCGAGGUACCAUACGAAGUGAAGAUCUACGAGCGCGUCGGCUGGGGCGCACCUUCAUCUCUCAAGGCCGUCCACCCCCUCGGAAAGUCUCCUAUCAUCACGGACGGAGACUUGACACUUCCGGAAAGCGGCGCCAUCAUCGACUAUAUUAUCAGGAAAUACGGGCAGGGGAGGAUUACCCUGCCUACUGAGGGUAAGGCGCUGGCGGAUGAGCUGUACUACUCCCAUUCCGCGGAGGCAUCACUGAUGCCGCUAAUCGUUAACAAGGUCUUCUGCACGCGUAUAAUCCCGGGGCAGACGCCAGAGGAGGAGCGCCCAGUCGUGACCGACGUCCUAGGAAAGGUCGCACAGACGCUGUACGAGCCGCCGAUAAAGAUACGCAUCGACGAGCACUUGAGCAAGAACAAGUGGUUCGCAGGUGGCGAGGGGCCGACCGUUGCGGACUACAUGAUGAUUUUCCCGCUGGAAUUGCUGCGCCAGAGCGGAUCGUCGACGCCACACAUCGACGCGUACAUUGACCGAGCGCAAACGAGGCCUGCUUAUCGAAGGGCCAUAGCAAGGGGCGGACCUUACCUGUACGAUUACCAAACGGUGGCGAGAUAA
Schizophyllum commune H4-8 is the source of this 669-nucleotide messenger RNA. RefSeq names its product thioredoxin-like protein. Bases 1 to 669 code for a protein of 222 amino acids. The record is from RefSeq and is a predicted model, not a curated record. The transcript has 5 exons. NCBI's taxonomy places the organism in Eukaryota, Fungi, Basidiomycota, Agaricomycetes, Agaricales, Schizophyllaceae.